Messenger RNA from Cryptococcus wingfieldii CBS 7118, 897 nucleotides. RefSeq lists its product as hypothetical. Lineage: Eukaryota; Fungi; Basidiomycota; Tremellomycetes; Tremellales; Cryptococcaceae. Bases 1 to 897 code for a protein of 298 amino acids. The record is from RefSeq and is a predicted model, not a curated record. Gene Ontology annotation, molecular function: nucleic acid binding. The transcript is spliced from 4 exons.
AUGAGCAGACAGAACAAGCCAUACACACGUCCCAACCAGCGUCCCGACGUCGACGGCCAAUGGAAACAUGAUCUCCAUACCGAAAGCCAGAAAAACCGACUCGUUGACCGUAUUACCCAAGAUCCCGGACAGGAUCUCGCCUCCAGGAUCUUUGGUGGUGGGAAAGCAUCCCCACAAGCCAAUAGUGCCGCCAGAGGAUCCAGGGCGGGCACAGAGCUCUUUCCCCCUGGCGGUCAGCCUGCCAAGAGGUCUCAGGGGGCUGCCCGGGGUGUUGGAGUGGAUUCCAGAGCGAGAAACAUGCUGAACGAUGCGUUGAGGCAGCCGGCUCGGCGAGAAAUUAGACAGCCCGGGCAAUCACAGGUGUCUAUCAUGGGUGCUGCCAGAACGGCAAUUUGGGUACGCGUGGAGAAUCUUGCUCCAGGGACAACACCAGAGGAUGUGAUUUCUGCUUUCAACCCCCUCCCCCUUGCUGAGGCUGUUCUGUCGAGCUCUGCUUCAUCCUCCCUCGUAUCUAUCGACCUCCAGGUCGAAUCGAGAGCCGACGCAGACCAACUCAUCAAGCAAUACAAUGGGGUUGUCGCGGAUGGCAACACGCUGAAGGUGUCGAUCGUCAAUGGGUUGAAGAGCAGAUUAGGGGACAAUCCGACGCCUAAAUUUGAGACGAGCAGCAACGUCGCAGGGCAGGAGCUUUUGGGACCCACGAAGAGCACUAAACUCUACUCUGAUCAGAUUCUGGCCGUCGACCCCAAUGCAGCCAUCAUCACCUUGGCCGAGGAGCAGCCUCCCCAGCGUGCCUUUGACCAGGGAAAUAGCGGAUGGAGAGGAGGAAGGGCAAGGGGUGGUGGGAGGAACUUGGCGGAUAGGAUGAACGUCAGACCGAGGGGUGGGAGACGUUAG